Molecule: messenger RNA, 1686 nt
Organism: Ramularia collo-cygni
Lineage: Eukaryota; Fungi; Ascomycota; Dothideomycetes; Mycosphaerellales; Mycosphaerellaceae
Exons: 4
Coding region: 1-1686 (561 amino acids)
Biological process (GO): regulation of DNA-templated transcription
Cellular component (GO): nucleus
Molecular function (GO): transcription cis-regulatory region binding; DNA-binding transcription factor activity
Source: RefSeq, a predicted model, not a curated record
AUGAAGCAGCAGAAGACACCAAUCUCAUACAUCGCCACACAAUUGGAUCGCAGCGUGUCGAGCGUCAAAGCCGAAAUUAAUCAAGGGCCAAGGCUUGGUCGCACGCGGAAAGGGAAAGAAUGGACUGUGGCUGAACUCGAAAAACUUGUGGAAUUGAAGCAGCAGGAUAUGCCGAUCAAGACUAUUGCACGUGAACUGGACAGGUCGGUCCGCAGCGUCUACUACAGGAUUGGCAGUCCGCAGUUUCAUAAUCCUUCUUUCCAAAUAACAUGGACCCCGAAGCCUUGGACUCGGCAUGACAUGGGUGUUUUGGCAGAACACAUUUCGCUAAAAACCCCUACUCAUCAAAUUGCUUUCGACAUGGGCCGGACGCUGACAAGUGUUGAGAGACGCAUGCGGGAUUUUGCCGGCGAUAAGGUUCCUAAAGGGCACGGCGGCAUUCCCUUUUCCAAGCAGGAGGACGAGAAGCUACUACAGCUUGGCGCCUCGCGCAACACGUGGAAGGCCGUUGCACAGCAGAUGCCAGGGCGUCGUCCUGAUUCUCUGUGCAGGCGUUACUGGAGACUGAAGUGGAUGGCAGACUGCCCCAAUACGCCUAGGGACUAUGUAAAAGAGUACUGGACCGAGGAGGAGGACGCCAUGACUAGAAAACUUGCCACUGAAGGACUUUCGAACAGGGAGAUUGGCCGCGCAUUGAACAGAACGCCCCGCGCGGUGAGGGAACGGAGAGCAAAAAUGGAUCCCGACUUUCAGCGCACGGUCUUUCCGUGGACUCCUGAAGAGACUGAAAUUGUUACAACUUUGCGAUCCCAGAAAACGCAAUGGAAAGUGGUUGCUAUGUCGUUGGGAUCACAUCGAACUUGGCGGGCCGCGCAAAAAUACUACCAUAAUGUCAUAAAGAAGGGACAUUUUCGUCCACUCACCGAUCAGAAGACUGUGGUAAGCUCGACCAAGUCUCCCUGUCCUCCUCCAUCCCGCCAUUCGYCAACCGUUACUUUGACUUCCAUCAGCGGCAAGCGGGGCUAUGCCACCAAAAGAGCUCCACGUGCGACGAGCACACGAAAAGUUUGGACCCUGGAGGAUGUGGAGACUCUGGCGCGUAUGAAGAUGGAUGGAAGAUCCGGAGCGGAAAUCGCUCAACACCUUGGCCGGACGGUCAAUAGCGUGUGGGCGGCAGUAGGCAGAAUCUCAGGUGGCACCCAGAGUUUCCACCGACGUCGCUUUCUCCCCGCAGACGACGRGAAGCUCGAGAGACUGCGUGACUCGGGCACGCCGUGGAGGACAAUCACGUCCCAGUUCGUAGGCCACUCGAUCUCGGCAUUGCAGCACCGCUACGCGAGGCUGAAGCAAGGCAACGGCACGAGCCAUGAAGUUCUCUGCAUGUCGUGGACAAGGGAAGACGAUGAUCAAUUACACGAGUACAGGCGCCAAGGCCUCAAACCCAAAGACAUUGCUACAGCCAUGAACCGAACGCCGGCGGCAGUUGCUCGGAGACAUCCUCGGAUGAGAACAAGACAACGACCGGCACAGCCGCGGUCGCGGUGGUCGACUGCUGACAGUCAUACACUUUAUCGCAUGAAGGCUGAUGGCGUGCCCGUGGGGAAAAUUGUGGGAAUGCUCGAGGCACCACGCAGUGUUCGCGCUGUCCAUUCCCAGUGGCUUCGCAUUCGUGAUCAGGUCGAAUGA